CGAGUUACGGCGCUGAUCGCGCUUUCCUCCCACGGUGCUCCCCAAAUCGAGCCGUAUGACGCGCCGGCAGCUCGACCAUCUCAUGUCCAAGCUGCAGUCGAUCAGCCGGCGGAAGUACUUCGCCCGGGCGAACGUCCUCGCGUGCCUGCUCGUGGCGGCCCUCGUCCUCCUCUGCGUGCGCUACCUGCCGGCGCGGGGAUGCCAGCCGGACCGGCAGGUCCCGCGGGAAGGCAGGCCCAAGUACAGGCUGGUCGUCCUGGUCCUGAGCGGCCCGGACAACCUGGAGCGCCGCGACACCAUCAGGAAGACCUGGCUGGCCGAUCACGUACAAGGCGCCACGGUGAGAUACCUGUUUGUCGUCGGCACCCAGGACAUCCUGCCGGAGCAGAGGAACACCCUGCAGUCGGAGAAGGACAAGUUCGACGAUCUGCUGCUGCUGCCCAGGCUGCAGGACUCGUACGGCACGCUGACCAAGAAGGUCCUCCACGCUCUGAAAGCCGCCCACGAGCGUCACGACUUUGACUACCUGCUCAAGUGCGACGACGACUCCUACGUGCUGGUGCACAAGAUCCUGAAGGAGCUCGACAGGUGGCAGAGCAAGGGCACCAGGCGCGAGCUCUACUGGGGCUUCUUCAACGGGCGGGCGCAGGUGAAGAGGAGCGGCCCCUGGAAGGAGACCGACUGGAUCCUGUGCGACUAUUAUCUCCCUUACGCCCUGGGCGGCGGAUACGUCCUGUCCUACAAUCUCGUCAAGUUCAUCGCCGGCAACUCGGAGAUCCUCAAGAUGCACAAUUCCGAAGACAUUUCCGUGGGGCUUUGGCUGGCGCCGCUGGCCAACAUCGAGAGGAAGCACGACGUGCGCUUCGACACGGAGUACAGGUCGCGCGGCUGUUCCAAUCAGUACAUAAUCACGCACAAGCAAACGAUCCAGAACAUAAGAAGCAUGCACGAGUACUAUCAGGCCUCCGGCGCGCUCUGUCCCAAGGAAGUGAGGAAUCGCAUGAGCUAUCAGUACAAUUGGACCGCACCGCCUAGUCAGUGCUGCAACAGGCAAUCCGGGAUCCCUUAAUGCGACGGCGAGAUUUCCGCCACGUUCUAGUCCGGUUUUUUGAUACUUGCUCAAAAAACAUUCUCACGCUUAACGCGUACAUUUGUAAUGUAAGCGUUCUAUUUAUAUUCCGACCUAAACCCUCCUUAGGAGACACCGAUAUCAAAAGCCGUAAAAACGUAGACGCAACUUCCAGGGGCGAUUUAAGCAGUAUUAUUGAAGGAAGCCGCGAAAGAUUAUAACGAGUUCGCGACGUUCUUCGGAAGAAUUACAGUCUGGAGAUUUGACAAAAACAUCUGGAUUUCGUUCGUUACUCGCGAUAUGAUUUGACAGCGCUAUUAAGUAGCUAAUUAGAAACGCUUGUAAAUAUAUUUUGUAAAUAGAGACAAACAGGAUGACGUAGACAAGAUAAGUUUCGAUGAACUAAAUAUAUUUUUUUUAAUCAUAUUGCUGCACUUCGUUUGUACAGGGUGAGCCGUAAAGGCUGUCCCAAUCGUUUACCAUAAUAGCCGGAUCACUGACUGCAAUUCUGGUUAAUUAAACGCUAUGGGAGAAAACUAAGUUGUUAGCACAGUACAUUUUGUGCUGCCCAUAUAACAACUGACAAUAUUUAUUUAGCAUUGCAUAAAAUAUACUUUGUCAACAAAUUAUUUCUCCUAUAGCGUUCAGUUAACCAGAAUUUUACAGCCAGUAAUCCAGCUCUUACAGUAAAGGUUGGGACAGCCACGCGGUUUACGGUUCAUCCUGUAUAAUACACUUUUCGCAUCUCCAACAGGAGUUUACCUCGCGCGAUGUACGCUCACAUAUAAAGCGAUGUACAUUCAUAACAUACAAAAACAGUAAUAACGUUAAUAUUUUAAUGCUCUAAUUAUACAAUAACGUUAAUAUUUUAAUGCUCUAAUUAAAACUAUAGAUUAUUAGCGAAAUCACAGAUAUAUUCAAGAAACGGCCGUGAAAAAGGAUGGCAAAAAAAUGUAAAGUGAUUCUUAUGCGACGCAGUUAACAUUACAAUAAAUUACUAGUUCGAUAUUAUAUAAAGAGACUGUGAAGCGAUA
Molecule: messenger RNA, 2103 nt
Organism: Vollenhovia emeryi
Lineage: Eukaryota; Metazoa; Arthropoda; Insecta; Hymenoptera; Formicidae
Gene: beta3GalTII
Product: beta-1,3-galactosyltransferase 6
Exons: 2
Coding region: 56-1069 (337 amino acids)
Biological process (GO): glycosaminoglycan biosynthetic process
Cellular component (GO): membrane
Molecular function (GO): UDP-galactosyltransferase activity
Source: RefSeq, a predicted model, not a curated record